Messenger RNA from Scleropages formosus (Asian bonytongue), 2961 nucleotides. RefSeq names its product rab-like protein 6. Lineage: Eukaryota; Metazoa; Chordata; Actinopteri; Osteoglossiformes; Osteoglossidae. The record is from RefSeq and is a predicted model, not a curated record. The transcript is spliced from 17 exons. The coding region runs from base 623 to 2857 and encodes 744 amino acids. Gene Ontology annotation, cellular component: cytosol; nucleus. Gene Ontology annotation, molecular function: GTP binding.
AGGGGAGGACCAAGAGCGGGGCGGAAGAAGAGCGCGGCCAGCUCGUCCUUGCUGACGCCGCGGUCCCCGGCGGGCCGGAGGAACAUGGCCGCUGCGGAGGAGUGAUGCUUCGGAUGCGCAUCGACCGCACCGAGUGAUGAUCGCACAGGCAGCUCUGCAGAUUGUCACCGGGUCCCACCCCCAACGGGGUCACAGAGACGGAUCCCCCUCCGCUGAACCCUAGAGGAGGUGCCGGUGUCCUGAAGUGGGACGGAGGAGGACAAUAUGCAUCAGCAAGCCGCUGUUCUGUCCAGAAGAUGCAACGCUGGCAGACGUCCUCCGAGACAGGCGGCCUCCUCUGAGCUCCCGCCGGUGCCGUUUUAAGGGGAGUGUUUGGGUCUCGUCCCCGGUCCCUUUUCUGGAGGCUGCAGCUGCCCCGCUUGGCUGAAAGUGCAGCCGGACGGAGUCAUGUAUGCGAGGUAGCUGCGGCGCAGGCACAUCAUAUUGUGUCAUUAUUUCUUUUUUAUUUACUUUUUUUCCCAGUGGCAGAGUUUGUGCCUGAAACCUUUCUGGUUCAGGCCGAAUCAUAAAUAUAUAUAUAUUUUAGUUUUACUGCAAUUGUUUUGGAGAAGAGCUCCUCGGGAUGUUUUCAGCACUGAGGAAGCUGGUGGGCUCCGAAGGGGUGCUGCCCAGGGACAAGACCAUCCCUGCUGGCCUGCAGUCCAUGAACCAGAGCCUGCAGAGGCGCUUUGCCAAGGGUGUCCAGUAUAACAUGAAGAUUGUCAUCCGCGGGGACCGCAACACAGGCAAGAGCACCCUAUGGCACCGGCUCCAGGGCAAGAAGUUCCAGGAGGAGUACAUCCCCACCCAGGAGAUCCAGGUCACCAGCAUCCACUGGAACUACAAAACAACCGAUGAUGUGGUCAAGGUGGAGGUAUGGGAUGUGGUGGACAAAGGGCAAAAGUACCCCCUUCCUGAAGGUCUAGGGAAAGGUAAAAAGCGGGGGGAAAGCCUGAAACUGGAAAACGAGCCUCAGGAGUCAGAAGCGGAGAUGGCCCUGGAUGCAGAGUUCCUGGACGUGUACAAGAACUGCAAUGGGGUCAUAAUGAUGUUUGACAUCACAAAGCAAUGGACAUUCAACUACAUCCUGCGAGAGUUGCCCAAGGUGCCCACCCACGUACCCGUGUGCGUCCUAGGCAACCAGCGGGACAUGGGGGAGCACCGGGUCAUCCUGCCCGACGACAUCCGUGACUUCAUCUCGGGCCUCAAUAGACCUCUCGGCUCGUCCUACAUCCACUACGCAGAGUCAUCUAUGAAGAACGGCUUCGGCCUCAAGUAUCUCCACCGCUUCUUCAACAUCCCCUUCCUGCAGCUUCAGAGGGAGACGCUCCUGCGGCAGCUAGAGACCAAUCAGCUGGACAUGGAUGCCACGCUGGAGGAGUUAACAGUGCAGCAGGAGACAGAGGACCAGAACUACGACAUUUUCCUGGAGCGGAUGGAAGCACGCGGCCAGGUGUAUGGCUCCCCAGGCCCCAGCAACGGCCAGAGCCCAUCCUCCGGGUCCCAGUCACCAGUGGUGCCCCCCAGUGGACCCUCCACGGCCACUUCCAGUCCUGGGACACCGCAGCCCCCAGUCCCUGCUCAGAUCCCCUGUCCUCCCCCUCAUCCUACUGUUGCCACAGCGACAGUGCCCUCUGCGUCUCAGACACAGCCUCUACCCCAGCCUCCUGAGCAGAUCGCACCCUCCUCGUCCCCACAGGCCCCGCCCCCUCAGAAGAGAGGUUUCAUGUCACGGCUCUUUGGAACCCCCUCCACGCCAGAAGUUUCACCAGGUAAGCAAGACACAGCCGGUCCAGCUGACACUGUGCCCCAGACCAAGGUGCAGAGCGUGGACGACUUUAUGCCGGACGAGGGCCUGGAUCGCAGCUUCCUGGAGGGUGGUGCCCCGGCGAAGGCCAAGGACAAAGGCCGGCCAGCAUUCACUGUGGAAAGCGACAGCGAUGGAGACGGCAGGGCGGGGAACCCCAUGGUGGCCGGCUUCCAGGACGACCUUCAUCCCGAUGACAAGGCUCCAGCCGGACGCUCAUCUGGUGCCGUGAUUCCAAGCAUGGACGUGGCUCUGUCCAGCGACGAGGAGGACAGACCGUCGGUACCCUCCGCAGCACGAAAUGAUGGGGACAAGCAGAACAGACUGGAUGCCGGACGCUCAUCUGGCAGUUUGGUUACCAAGACGACGGACAGCAAGCCACCAAAGCCCACAGAGAAGCCAGCUUCCACUCAACCACCAAGCCAUGUUAAGAAGAUAGGGGGCGCCACUGAGGGAGAGUCUUCUGACACAGACCUCGAGGCACCUGUGGCCAAGCAGCUGCUGUCCUUUGUCAUGGAUGACCCCGACUUCGAGAGCGAGGGCUCAGACACGCAGAAGAUGAAUAAGGACUUUUUCCCCGUGCGGGACGACCUAUCUGACCUGUCGGAUGACGAACUGCCCCAUCCAUUGGUCCCGUCAGCGGAGCACCCCAAGUCGUCUGUCCUCUCCUUCAAAACCAAGGAUGACGCAGACCUCUUUGGUCUGGGCUUCGAGGACGUGCAGGCCAAGGCCAGGGAGAGCAGCGAGGAGGGUGAGGAUAAGCUAGGCAAACACUUGUCAAAGGAUAAGAAGAAGAAAAAGAAAAGCAAAGAGGAGGAGGAAAAAAGCAGCAAAAGGCGACACAAGCACAAGAAGAAGACGAAGGAGGAGGUCGGUACUGGGGAAGAGAAGGAGAAGAAGAAGAAGAAGUCGAGGAGCAAGAAGGGAACCGAUGUGGACGACCUGGAGACCUUCUUGGCUGGAGGGGAGGGGCAGACAAAGGCCACACCUGGAGAAUACGAGGAGCUGUAGAGUGCUGCUCAUCCAAUCAGGGCUUGAGGUUUGUUGUGAUGGACAUGUGCAAUCUCCACCCAUCAGCGAAUCACUGACAAGCAUGACAUUGCCCCCCCCCCCCC